Linnemannia hyalina is the source of this 1044-nucleotide messenger RNA. NCBI's taxonomy places the organism in Eukaryota, Fungi, Mortierellomycota, Mortierellomycetes, Mortierellales, Mortierellaceae. The record is from the annotation of a GenBank genome assembly.
AUGCCGACUGCAAGGACACACGUCAAGGGACAACAUCACUCAAACUACCCCAGCCAACAACACCCACACCCCCAUCAACAGCAGCAACAACAGCAGCAACAACAACAGCAACAGCACGACUCCCAUUCAGUCAUCCUCGUUACAGCUGGUUACGACCAUGUCAUUCGUUUCUGGGAGGCAUUGAGUGGUAUCUGCUCAAGGACAAUCCAACAUCCCGACGCACAAGUGAACAAGUUGUGCAUUUCACCAGACAAACAAUACCUCGCAGCAGCCAGCAACCAACACGUCCGACUCUACGACAUCAACAGUGGACACCCAAACCCCAUCGUUUCCUUCAAAGGCCAUACCAGCAACGUCACCGCCGUUGCCUUUCACUGCGAGGGCAAAUGGAUGGUCACCGCCAGUGAGGAUCACACCUUGAAGAUCUGGGAUAUUCGGUGUCCGGAUGCGCAGAGGAACUUUGACCACAAGGCUCCCGUGAAUGACGUGGUAAUCCACCCUAACCAAGGCGAACUCAUCUCCUGCGACCAAAACGGGUCCAUCAAACUCUGGGACCUAGGCGAAUCCUCCUGCACACACGAACUGGUCCCCGAAGAAGACGUCCCCAUCCGCUCCGUGACCGUCGCCAACGACGGCUCCUCCCUCGUCGCCGCCAACAACAAGGGCAACUGCUACGUCUGGAAAAUGGCCCACACCCGAGACUUUACCGACCUCCAACCUAUCACCAAAUUCGCUGCCCAUGACAAGUAUAUUACCAAAUGUGUCCUUUCUCCUGAUGUCAAGCAUUUGGCGACUUGCUCUGCAGACAGUACGGUCAAGAUUUGGAAAACGGAUAAUUAUUCGUUCGAGUUAGAGAAGACACUUGUGGGGCAUCAGCGUUGGGUAUGGGAUUGUGCUUUCUCGGCGGAUUCGGCGUAUUUGGUGACAGCCAGUUCGGAUAAUGCCGCGCGGUUGUGGGAGUUGUCGUCUGGGGAUACUAUUCGGCAGUAUAAUGGCCACCAGAAGGCCUGUGUCUGUGUCGCCCUCAACGAUCUCUCAACGUAG